Messenger RNA from Lytechinus variegatus (green sea urchin), 1449 nucleotides. Its product is annotated as endoribonuclease LACTB2-like. Bases 130 to 1041 code for a protein of 303 amino acids. NCBI's taxonomy places the organism in Eukaryota, Metazoa, Echinodermata, Echinoidea, Temnopleuroida, Toxopneustidae. The transcript is spliced from 6 exons. The record is from RefSeq and is a predicted model, not a curated record. Gene Ontology annotation, molecular function: single-stranded RNA binding; RNA endonuclease activity. Gene Ontology annotation, cellular component: mitochondrial matrix.
AUGGAAAUAGCUACGGUGAAGAUCUAAACGACUAGACAAGAUAAGGGUACCAUCACAUUAUUCCAUUUCCUGCCAACCAGUAUAGGACUUGCCCUGCACCACUGACAUAGGCUAGUAACAGCUUCAAUCAUGUCGGCAUACAUUCCUAACGUGUCUCGAGUAUCUGAACUUGUAUGGAGAGUUUUGGGAGACAAUGCUAGUCACGGUCAUCUGCAAGGGACUAAUUGUUACUUGGUUGGCUCUGGGAACAGGAGAGUGUUGAUCGACACUGGUGAAGAGAACAAACCUGAAUUUCUCAAGAAUCUGAGGAAUACCCUGGCUGAGAAUGGGACGUCGAUACAAGAGAUUCUUCUCACUCAUUGGCAUCACGAUCAUGUCGGUGGCAUUGCUGAUAUCUUUCAAGAACUCCACUUAGAGAAUAAUGUCAAGGUUUCAAAGCUGCCUCGUCACCCAUAUCAAGCAGAAACAAUCAACGGAGAUAAGCUCACAUACAACUACCUUCAAGAUGGAGAGAAGGUCACAACAGAGGGCGCUACAUUGAGGGUUGUCUACACACCCGGCCAUACUGAUGACCAUAUGGUGUUAGUAUUGGAGGAGGAGAAUGCUGUCUUUACUGGUGAUUGUGUGUUAGGAGAAGGCACAGCUGUGUUUGAAGACCUGUAUACCUACAUGAAAUCACUGGAAUUGCUCGUCUCCAUCAACCCCUCUCGGCUUUACCCUGGCCAUGGUCCCAUAGUGGAUGAUGCCGUGCCCAAGCUCCAGAUGUACAUUGAUCAUCGUAACUUGCGGGAGAGCCAGAUCAGUGCGGUCCUUCAGGAACAUGAUGGCAAAGACAUGGAUGCCAUGGAUCUGGUCAAAAUCAUCUAUACCGAAACACCAGAGAUCCUUCACCCUGCUGCUGCAAGGAAUGUCUCACAUCAUCUAGAGAAAUUGCAGAAAGAAGGAAAGAUUGGUAAGAUAAAUGGCAGGGGUUGCAACACAACUCUCCAAGAAAAAAGUAUUUGUACAGCAAGCAAUUGGAGAGGGUCAUCUUAUCUCUGAAAUUACCUCCACCAUUUUAUAAAGUGUACUCAUCUUGAUAAUGUUAUGAUCUUCUCUAUAUACAUGUAUAUUAUUAUAAGCUGAAAAUGGUUUUGCAAAAUAUUUUCUGAAGAUAUUAUUUCAUUUUGGUAGAUUGCAUAUAAUAUAGUUCAGUGAUUAUAUAUUGUAUAAUAUGAAAGGUAGAUAUGCUGCAAUCAGAUAAUUCAAUAAAUCUCAUUUUCUUUUGCUUUCUAUUUUUGAACUAGUGAGGGCUGCUUCAGAUGAGAAGUUCCAUUGGAAAAGCAACUUAUGAGGGCACUGUUUGGUUAUCGCGGACACCGCAAGUGAGGGGAAAUUUACUCCAGCGAGAUAUCAGAUGCGUAUUCUAUCAUCAAGAUGAACAGAGAUGUAACACACUAAAUGAUUUAA